Messenger RNA from Suillus paluster, 1509 nucleotides. RefSeq lists its product as uncharacterized. The transcript has 7 exons. Bases 1 to 1509 code for a protein of 502 amino acids. Lineage: Eukaryota; Fungi; Basidiomycota; Agaricomycetes; Boletales; Suillaceae. The record is from RefSeq and is a predicted model, not a curated record.
AUGACGAGAGACCUCGUAUCUAUCGACCUGGCGAAAGGCAUCCUUGGAACGGUUGCAAACAACCUGAUUAUUACGCAGUCAGUAAUCAAGAACCAGUCCAAUUUACAGGCAACGGUCGACCAGUGCAAUAAUAUUACGCAAAUCCUUGAAAGAGCAACAAAGGAUGCUACUGACGACGAUCUAUCAGUAAACCGUAUCUAUAGUGAAGUAGCCUCAAAGAAGGAGCAAGGAUUUUGGCAAAGGCUCUUAUCCGUCACGAGUGAUCACGACUGGAUUACUAGAUGGGAGAAGGAUUUAGAUCGCGUUAUCCCAUUGUUCAAUGCUGAAAUGCUCGAAUGUCCAAAGGUAUCUCCCAGCUGUGCCCCCACCGCGUCCUUCCGUGCUUUAUGGUUGUGUUCGGCUAGCGCCCUCGUCAUCCUUGAUAAUGCUGAGACCUUCGAAGAGGCCGAUGCGCCCUCGGCGCUGAGGGAAAUACCACCAGCUAUUUCUGAAAUUGCAGACAUCCCCAGCGUCAUUCUGAUUCUCACGUCGCGUAGUGGAAGGAAUGCACCCAAUAUACAGUGGAUAACCAAGGAUAUUCCACCAUUGGAUUUGAACUCUGCUCUAAAGGCAUUCUUUCGGAUUUACCGCCCCGCCAGUCGUAGCAAUGCGGAGGGAGAAAUCUCAAACCUGCUUGAGGAGUUGGGAUUUCACCCUAUUUCCAUCAAUCUACUCGCCAACGCUGCGCAGAAAAAUGGCUCGUCUCCAGCCAUGCUCCUGGAGAGAUGGAAGGGUCGACAUAGCGCGGUACUAGACCACGGCGAGGGAAAGCUGCAAAAUUUGACAUACACUAUGCAGCUGUCGCUCAACUCGCCGUCGGACCCCGGUCCAGAAACUCGGAGAGGAUGUUCGUCACGCUUUGGGUGUCAUCGCUUUCUUGCCCAGGGUCUCGACGAGUCCCUGGCUAGCAAUUUGUUGCUAUCGCUCCCGCAAGUUGACGCUAUAUGCAACGUUCUAUGCAUGCAAUCUCUCAUUUAUCGUCAACACAACUUCAUAAAGAUGCUCGCGCCCAUUCAACAUUUUGUACUGGACGUCUCCGCCCGCAAGGAGGUACUUCAGGUCCUCGCAGAAAUUGCAUUUUUCGAUGGCAGGUUUCCUGAAGCAAUAGAUAUCUUACAGGAAAUCAUAGCGAUGGAAGGACAACCUUCUUCAAUGGUGCUCUGGUGCACCGUCUGGAAGGUUGUUGUUGCGAGCAAUCAGGGGACUUACGACCUUGCGAGAGAGUUCAUCCUACAAUCCUUUGGACCCCACGAUGCCUUUGCGCUGCGCAGUGCACGCACAUUUCUCCAUGCAUCUUAUGUCUCUGUCAUCGUCGAGCUCACCGCAAGCGAGUAUGACAGGGCCGAGUUUCAUUUCACUGCCACGAUCGAAGGUUGUGAUAUACAAGACGAGCUACUCUUUAAGGCAUUCAGCGUCCGUAGACUGGGGGAGGUUGCCUUCGCGCAUGACGAAUUUCUCUCAGCCGCAUAG